Misgurnus anguillicaudatus (oriental weatherfish) is the source of this 2154-nucleotide messenger RNA. The record is from RefSeq and is a predicted model, not a curated record. NCBI's taxonomy places the organism in Eukaryota, Metazoa, Chordata, Actinopteri, Cypriniformes, Cobitidae.
AUUACGUCACUGAUCUCCGUCAGCCAUUUUGUUCAACGCGGCAGUUUAUUUGUAUGCAGGUUUUCGUUUUUAAAACCCGCUGUUAUAAAUCUGGCAAACGUUUCACGUUUAAUCUCAUCACAAAUACUCCAGAAUGCAGAUCGAAGAACAGACCGACUUCAACUCAGAGUUUCCAGAGGGAUCCAAAAUAAACGCUAGUAAAAACCAGGAGGAUGACGGGAAAAUGUUCAUUGGUGGACUCAGCUGGGACACCAGCAAGAAGGAUCUUACCGAUUACCUCUCGAAGUUUGGUGAAGUCCUGGACUGCACUAUUAAAACAGAUCCCAUGACUGGACGCUCCAGGGGCUUUGGAUUUGUUCUCUUUAGAGAUGCUGAGAGUGUUGAUAGGGUGUUGGAGCUAAAGGAGCACAAGUUAGAUGGAAAACUGAUCGAUCCCAAAAGAGCCAAAGCAAUUCAGGGCAAGGAGCCCCCCAGGAAAGUUUUUGUUGGUGGUUUAAGUCCAGAUACGUCUGAAGAUCAGAUCCGGGAAUACUUUGGAGCCUAUGGAGAAAUUGAAAACAUUGAGCUGCCCAUUGACACUAAAACGAACGAAAGGCGAGGUUUUUGCUUUAUUACAUAUGUUGCAGAGGAACCAGUUCAGAAACUUUUGGAGAACAGAUAUCAUCAGAUUGGAUCAGGGAAGUGUGAAAUCAAAGUUGCUCAGCCUAAAGAAGUUUACAGACAGCAGCAAAACAGAGCAGAAAGGGGCUUUGGGGGAGGAAGAGGAGGCUUCAGAGGCCGUGGAAGGGGAGCGGGACAGGGUCAAGGCUACAAUCAAGGAUACAACAACUACUACGGCCAGAACUAUGGAAGCUAUGGGAACGGAUAUAACCAGGGCUAUAAUGGCUACUCUGGUUAUGACUAUUCUGGAUACAAUUAUCCAAAUUAUGGAUAUGGACAAGGCUAUGAUGAAUACAAUAGUCAACAGAGCAGUUACGGCAAAGCUUCAAGGGAGGGUGGAAACCAUCAAAAUAGCUACCAGCCAUAUUGACAAAGUGACUAAACGUUCAUAUUAAUGCGGGGACUUCAUUGCAGGCCGUGUGUCACCUGACCACGACAUUCUCUGGGCGUCGCACAUAGCGGGCAGAGAGCACGGCAUGCACAAGAAAACGCUGUCCAGUGGUAUGGUCUCUUCAAACUUCCUGUACCAGCGUAAAAACAAACAAACAAAAGACAAAGGAGAUUCCCCCAUUUUCCAUAAGUUGUUGGUUUUCUGUAACAUCUUAAAAUGUGUUUUUUACAGGUAUUUGUUAAUGUAACAUAAAGUGAUUCAUAACUGCAUUGUUGUAUUCUCUUUUUAAUUUUAGUGCUCUUGUAUUUCAGUUGUGGAGCUUCAGUGAUUUUAAUUUUCUUUGGUUUCUUCCUUAAAACGUCACCUACCUUGUAAAUUGCAUAAACUUAUAAUGCUUGCUUUUUGUCUUUAGAGCCAAUAGCGAACUUCAAAUGGGUACCUCGCGUCUUUCCUUAAACAUAGGUUUUAAAGAUCAUAUGUAAAGUGGGUUUUGAAGCCAUUAAAAGCUGAUGAAAUCUGUGUUAGGCAGAUCAAAUAUGAAUUUUUGGUUCUAGAUAUAAAUGACAUCGAAAUUUUAAGGAGAAAAGGAUUUGGAGUGGCUCCAUAAUGGUGUUUAUCAACUAACCACACGGAGCUGGAGCUUUUGCUGGCUUAUAAGCUUGUUUCUAUGAAUCUAAAAAUUGAUAUAAACAUAUGAUCUUUAAUCUUUAAUGGUGAUUUUCCUAGUUUAAAAUCGACAGCUCAAGAAGUUUAACAAACAUGGACGUGCUUUUUUAUGUGUAAGUCAGAAUAAUUUAUCUCGUUUUGUCUUCUCUUGUAGGUCGGCAGACUGACUUUGACUUUGUUUCCUGGAAGCGACUUGUGGAUUCCUGUCCUUAAACAACUAUUAAAAUGUUAUUAGGUCCUCUCAAGACAAAUUCAGUGUCUAACCUUGUAAAUAGCAGGCGUUUUGUUUCUAAGUUUGUCUUAUUCUGUGCUUUAUUCCGAUUGAACCUGUAGGUUUUGUGCUGAUGUGUUCUUAAAUUUUCAUUAGAAAAGUGUUCUUUAUUUUGAAUUUUAGUUGUUUUCCUGCAGUUUUUGGAUAAAGGGAUGAAAAAUAAAAA